AUGGAUGAUUUAAUAUUGAGAAAGUAAAUUAUAACUUAUAAGAUCUACAAGGGAAUUAAUUUUCAACGACACAAAAAAUCCAGAAAUCUUAAAAAAUAUAGAAUAAAUUAAGCAUCUUUCAUGGUCGGGAGACUAUGAUCAAAAUAAAAGGAAAAUUGGAAAGUGGAAAGCUUAUUGGAAUGGGAAUGAAUUACGAGAUGUCGGUGGGUAUUACUAGAAUGGAUUAAAGUAAGGUUUAUGGAAAGAGUUAUUUAAGAAUUAUUGGAAGUAAUUAUUAAAUAAUGAUAAAUUAAUAGCUAAGCAUAGGGAUAUGAAAUUGGAGAAUAUUUCAAUGAUUAAAAAAGAGGGAGAUGGAAUUUUAUCUAUAAAAAUAAAAAGAUGUAUUAUUAUUAAUAAAAGGUAGUGGUUGUGGAUCAUACAAAGAGCAAGGUUUAAAGGAAGGGAAGUGGAAAGAGUUGAGUGAUAAAUUUUGGGAAGGAUCAUAAGUUACUUAUGAUGGUGAAUAUCAAAAUGGCAAGAAAGUUGGCAAAUGGGAUAUUUAGUAUUAGAACACCCACGAUAAUAAAUAGAUGUAAGAAUUAUAAAUUUAUUUUAGCGGUGGUGGAUUAUAUCAUCACGGAUAUAAUGAGAUUAAGAUUGGGACAUGGAUUGAAAUAAGUAAUGGGUUUUGGAGAGAUUAAUAAAUCACCAAUAAAGGAUUGUAUAAAUAUGGGAAAAAGGUUGGUUUAUGGGAUAUUUGGUAUCAAAUCAAUUUUGGUAUAAAAAAAUAUUUCAAGAUGUAAAAAUUAUGGGUAAAUGACAUAGUGGUGAUGGAUCAUAUGAUGAAGAAGGAGACGAAAUCAAAACUGGAAAAUGGAUUGAAUUGAGCGAUGGAUUUAGAGAUUACUCAUAAAUUAUUCAUAAAGGUAGAUAUAAAAAUGGCAAAAAAAUUGGUCGAUGGAGAAUUUAUUGGAGAUUUGAUAAAUAUCAUUAAAUGUAAAAUUAUAACUUCUAACAAAUUUGUUAGUGGUGGUGGUUAAUAUGAUCAAGAAGGAAAUGGAAUGAAGAUCGGGGAUUGGAUUGAGGAAAGUGAUGGGUUUUGGAGGCAUUCGUUUGUCACCUAUAAUGGUAAAUAUCAAAAUGGGGAAAAGGUUGGUAGGUGGGAUACAAAACAUAAUAAAAAAUAAAUGUACACAUUAUUUUUACAACAAUUAUUUUAGUGGUGGUGGUUCUUAUAGUGAAAAUGGUGAUGGGAUGAAGAUGGGGAGAUGGAUUGAGUUAAGAAGGGGGUUUUGGAGAGAUUUGUAAGUCAUCUAUGAUGGUGAAUAUAAAAAUGGAAACAAGGUAGGUAGAUGGGAUAUUUUAUUUUUAAAAGAAAAUGAGAAAGAAUUUACAAAGAUGUAAAAUGUUUUUACUAAACUUCUUAGUGGUGGUGGUUCAUAUGAAGAAAGUGGCAAUGGUUAUAAGAUAGGGAAAUGGAUUGAAUUGAAUUAUGAUUUUUAAAAAUAGAAUUAAAUAAUUUAUUGUUGUGAAUACAAUAAUAAUCAAAUAGUUGGUAAGUAAGUGAAAGUUAAUUUAUAAAAUGAAGUUGGUGAAACACAAAAUGAUAAUUGA
Molecule: messenger RNA, 1593 nt
Organism: Paramecium pentaurelia
Lineage: Eukaryota; Ciliophora; Oligohymenophorea; Peniculida; Parameciidae
Source: the annotation of a GenBank genome assembly